This is a messenger RNA of Morchella importuna, 537 nucleotides long. RefSeq lists its product as uncharacterized. The record is from RefSeq and is a predicted model, not a curated record. Lineage: Eukaryota; Fungi; Ascomycota; Pezizomycetes; Pezizales; Morchellaceae. The transcript has a single exon. The coding region runs from base 1 to 537 and encodes 178 amino acids.
AUGUUCUCUCCAAAAACUCUCGUCGGAUCCACAGCAACAUUGUCCGGUCACAUCAAGACCCCCGUACUUAAUAUGGCCAAGACCACCUGUGAGGUAGAUACGAACGACUCUUGGACUAUAAAGAUGAUUGUCACCACGAUCGAAAUCAUUCACGAUAAAAUUAGUUGGAUCAAGCAGGCCAUUUCGACACCUUGGGUUUCAGAAGUCAUCGAACUACUCUUUGACGAGCUUGACCUGCUCAAGGAAUUAUUCUUAAUCAUACAAAAUAUAAAAAAGGACAACCCCAAAUUCCUGGGGCCACAAAACCUUGGAUUCUCAAUUAUCAAAUGCGGCGAUUUACUGAAGGAGCUUGGUGGCGAUUUUAUAGACUCUUCCAAUAAUAUUUUCGAAUACAUCACAAAAAUCCAGAAGUAUAGGGACGAUCUCAUACACAUAUUGUGUAACGAAGGCUUUCCAACAACAGCACCCAAUGGGUACUCAAAUUUGUUGAUGCUGCUGACUGGAGUGGAAGAUAUUUCCGUGUACCAGGGCAGGUGA